GAGAUAAUAGUCAAGAUGGACAAAAAGUCCUUUGAAACGGUGCUGGAUGAAAUCAGAAAGGCUGUUUUGACAGAAUACAAAUUAAAAGCAAUUGAAUAUGUGCAUGGAUACUUCUCUAGUGAACAGGUGGUUGAUUUACUGAGAUAUUUUUCCUGGGCUGAGCCUCAAUUGAAGGCAAUGAAAGCAUUACAGCAUAAAAUGGUGGCAGUGCACCCAGCAGAAGUGGUCAACAUACUCAACUGUUUCACCUUCAGUAAAGACAAAUUAGUUGCUCUUGAACUGUUAGCUUCAAACAUUGUUGAUGCACAGAAUUCUCGUCCUAUUGAAGAUUUAUUCAGGAUAAAUAUGUCUGAGAAGAAACGAUGCAAGAGAGUACUUGAACAGGCUUUCAAGGGGGGCUGCAAAGCUCCUCAUGCUAUGAUAUCUUCUUGUGGAACAAUCCCAGGAAAUCCAUAUCCCAAAGGAAAACCCAGUCGCAUAAAUGGAAUAUUCCCAGGAACCCCUUUGAAAAGAGAUGGUGAAGAAUGUACCAGUGAAGGCAAAGGAAUAGCUGCGCGGAUUCUGGGACCAUCCAAACCACCUCCUUCAACAUAUAAUCCACAUAAACCUGUUCCUUAUCCAAUACCUCCGUGCCGACCACAUGCAACUAUUGCUCCAAGUGCUUAUAACAAUGCAGGUCUGGUACCGUUAGCCAGUAUCAUAGCUCCAGGCGUGCCCCCUCCACCUCCAUAUACUCCUAAUCCCACAGGACCAGAGAAUGAAGACCUGUCCAAUCAGUCAAAAGCUGCACAGAGUCAAACAUUUUCCACCCCAGCAAGUCAGCUGUUCUCUCCUCAUGGUUCUAAUCCUUCAACAUCUGCUGCCACUCCUGUCCCUACUGCAUCCCCGGUCAAGGCAGUAAAUCACCCAUCAGCAUCAGCAGCUGCCACCAUUUCUGGAAUUAACCUGCCACAUACUGUCCUUCCUGUGUUCCCAGGGCAGGUCUCCUCAGCCGUUCAUACACCUCAGCCGCCAGCACCAAACCCAACAGUUAUCAGAACCCCUUCGUUGCCUGCUGCACCUGUUACUUCCAUCCACAAUACAACAUCCGCUCUUGUUCCUUCUAUCUUUUCUGGCCUAGUGCCCCUGCCAGGUCCUCCUGCUACUCCUGCCCCAGGCCCUCAGGCCACAUCUGCACCUCGGGCCACUCUUACUUCUAGUGAAACAUUUGCUUCUACUUCUGCUCCUUUCGCAAGCCUCCCCUUUCCCGCCACCUCUACCGCUGCUUCUACCAACAGCCAAAAUUCUGCUUCAUUGUCAUCAGGUUUUGCAGGUCUUCCUUUGCCCUUGCCACCAACAUCCCAAGGCGUAGCCAAUCUGACUCCUUCUGUAAUUGCCAGUGGUUCUGCUGCCAACGUUGCUGGUCCACUUGGCGUAAACAGUCCUCUCUUGUCUGCUUUAAAAGGCUUUCUGACGUCAAAUGACACCAAUUUAAUGAACUCCUCUGCUUUAUCUUCUGCUGUUCCUAGUGGGCUGGCUUCAUUAUCUUCUCUAACUAAUCAAAACUCUGAUUCUCCUGCUUCAGCCCCUAACAAGUGCUAUGCCCCGUCGGCCAUUCCCCCCCCACAGAGGUCUUCCACUCCAGGCUUGGCCGUGUUCCCAGGCCUUCCAUCUCCUGUGACUAACUCAACUUCCGCCCCGCCUGCCUUGCCUGCGCAGCCUCCUUUAGCCACUCCUACGUCGUCGGCGACGUCAGUGCCAGUGAGCUGCGGCUCCUCGGCUGCCCAUUUGCAUGGCGCCCACCCAGGUACCUCAGACCUGCAUAUUUCAGCUACCCCUGCUGUAACGACUCUGCCCGUGAUGAUCAAAACUGAGCCCACGAGUCCUACUCCCUCGGCCUUCAAAGGCCCAUCUCAUUCCGUGACUCCCUCCCAUGGCAGUUUAGGUUUGUCGGGGACACUGGGUUGUGCCUAUACUUCAACAUCGGUGCCCAUCAGUUUAUCUACUUGCCUUAAUCCUGCAUUGUCAGGUCUCUCCAGUUUGAGUACUCCCUUAAAUGGUUCAAAUCCCCUUUCCUCUAUUUCCCUCCCUCCACACGCUUCCUCCGCUCCCAUUGCUCCAGUAUUCACUGCUCUUCCUCCUUUUACUUCUUUGACCAAUAAUUUUCCUUUAACUGCCAACCCGUCUCUUAAUCCGCCAGUAUCUCUUCCAGGGUCAUUAAUAGCCACUUCAUCAACCACCGCCACCUCCGCAUCUGUCUCUCAUCCCAGCUCCACGGCAGCUGUUCCCUCAGGGCUCUCUGCCUCGGCCCCAGUCUCUGCAGCACCCUUCCCCCUCAACUUGUCCCCUGCUGUGCCCUCACUUUUCUCAGUUACCCAAGGACCUCUGCCGUCUUCAAAUCCCUCCUACCCUGGCUUUUCCGUCUCCAACACCCCAAGCGUUACCCCUGCCCUCCCUUCGUUCCCGGGGCUGCAGGCGCCCACUACGGUCCCAGCUGUCACACCACUGCCUGUGGCUGCCACAGCCCCAUCCCCGGCCCCUGUCCUCCCGGGAUUCGCCUCAGCAUUCAGUUCUAAUUUCAACUCUGCUCUCGUCGCACAAGCUGGGUUAUCUUCUGGACUUCAAGCUGCAGGCAGUUCUGUUUUUCCAGGUCUUUUGUCCCUCCCAGCUAUCCCUGGGUUUUCCCAGAACCCUUCGCAGUCAUCCUUGCAGGAGUUACAGCAUAACGCAGCUACACAGUCAGCACUGUUACAGCAGGUCCAUUCAGCUUCAGCCCUGGAAAGCUAUCCAGCUCAGCCCGAUGGGUUUCCUAGUUAUCCUUCAGCACCAGGAACACCAUUUUCUUUGCAACCAGGCCUGUCCCAAAGCGGGUGGCAGUGAAUCUAUUUUAACCUUUAUUCUCCUUCAGAGCAACAUCAGAAUUGCCUAAGGACUCCAGGGAACAAUCUGACAAAUGUGCAGUUGGCCAAAAGUCAGAAGAUGAGAGUAAGGAUAAUCCUGGGGACAUUGUGACAAGAGUUUGAAAAUCAUGGUUGCAUUUUUUAAAUGGUUUUAAGUCUGAACACUCCCCCGUGUAAAUAUGCUGACAAUAAAUUGUAUGGAGAAUAGUAUUU
Molecule: messenger RNA, 3092 nt
Organism: Propithecus coquereli (Coquerel's sifaka)
Lineage: Eukaryota; Metazoa; Chordata; Mammalia; Primates; Indriidae
Gene: PROSER1
Product: proline and serine rich 1
Exons: 13
Coding region: 16-2859 (947 amino acids)
Source: RefSeq, a predicted model, not a curated record